This is a messenger RNA of Pieris macdunnoughi, 624 nucleotides long. The record is from the annotation of a GenBank genome assembly. NCBI's taxonomy places the organism in Eukaryota, Metazoa, Arthropoda, Insecta, Lepidoptera, Pieridae.
AUGGCCUGCUCAGUCGACGCCCCAUCCCUGAAGGACCUCCCCAAGGUCGCGACAGACCUCAAGAGCCAGCUAGAGGCUUUCAACCCCAGCUGCCUCAAGGACGUGGACACCAAUGAGAAAAUUGUCCUACCAUCUGCAGAAGACGUCGCAAAGGAAAAGCAACAUACAGCUCUACUUCAGGGAGUUGAACAAUUUCAGCCGAUCUUACUGAGGAAAACUGAAACGGUUGAGAAAAAUGUACUCCCCAACGCGUUAGAUGUUGCCACUGAAAAAACUCAAAAGUCCCUAUUUGAUGGCAUUGAAAAAUUCGACGCUACCAGGCUGAAACAUACUGAAACAAACGAGAAAAACCCACUGCCUGAUAAAGAUGUUGUAGCUGCCGAGAAAGCGCAUCAGAAUUUACUUGAUGGGGUGGAACAUUUCGACAAAUCUCAGAUGAAGCAUACCACGACAGAAGAAAAGAAUCUCCUGCCUCCAAUUGAAGCAAUUGAGGCCGAAAAGGAGAAAAAUAAGUUUUUGAAUGGCAUUGAAAACUUCGACCCAACCAAGUUGAAACACACUGAAACCUGUGAGAAGAAUCCUCUCCCCACUAAAGACACUAUCGAACAGGAGAAGACAGCUUGA